CAGACAGAUACAUUCUCAGUCGCAGUUUACAGUUAAUUCGUACAUCAGCUGUACCAACUGCGAAAGGUGUGACUAAAGUUAUGUUAGUACUUUUAAUAUUUAUACUAUUUCAGAUAUUUCAAAAUAUUCUGUGGGUACAAGACUGACUGACAGUGCAUAAAGCAGCAAGAAUGGCAGUAUGCAUAUUUUUUUGAUGAAAGCCCUAUUUUAGUGGUAUUCAAUUUUACCAGGGAUUUAAAAUCUUGUCUUGCUAUGUAUCAUAGCACGUAUCCUGCUUCAUGGUUCAUCAGCAAUCAAUUAAAAACUCCACUUCUUUUCACAUAUGGCGACUUUCCUUUCUUCACAAUUGAUCAUCUGACAGCUUUCAUGCCAUCUGCACAACAGCCAUUGUACACCACACAACCUUUUACACUUGAUUUGCCUCACAUGAAAAGAAUUCCUGUUAAUAUAUUGAUGCAAGGUAUGGAGUCUAUGAACAGUUGCAUGCCUUUCACCAGGAGAAGAAAUGUAAAUCAAACAUCUUUGGGCAGACAGUUUUCCAAAGAAAGUUUGAUUGAAUCUGCAUAUGCAGACAGUGGUGUAUCCAGUUCUCGUUCCUCAACACCUUCUUCUAUAGAGACAUCUGGAAGCUGUGAACCAAAAAAUGCAUCUCCUGUGUGUAAAAGCUUGCCACGCAUGGAUUCAUUCCUGUCACGAAGAAACUCUGAGCAUGGUAACAGUUCCCGUAAUCAGAACUUCAAUCACAGGCAUUAUAAUCAUCGGCAUGGACUGAACAAUCGCAAAAAUGCUGCAAUGAGCAUUCCUUUCAAAAGGUUUCCACAGAUUCCUAGAGAUGAGUGGCAUAAUGUAUCUUCAGGAAUAUGGGAUCACUACUUAAAAACAAGGCAGAGAGAUGAUAUGUACUUUAAAAAAAUGCAUCUUCGAACUGCCGUUCAUUCUGUUUUAAACCGCAUCUUUCCUAGUUGUGACCUAAGGGUUGUUGGUUCUUCUGUAAAUGGUCUUGGAACUAAUAACAGUGAUGUUGAUAUGUGUCUUAUUCUUUCAAGUAUGGAGAUAGAUCAACAAACUGAAGCAAUGAAUCUUCUGAAAUCUGCCCAAAGGCUGUUAAAUCAAUGCUCCUUUGUAAAAAGUACAGAUCUAAUUACUGCCAAAGUUCCAAUUUUGAAGUUCAUUGAGAAAUACAACAAUAUUCAAGUAGAUUUGAAUAUAAAUAACACAGUGGGAAUUGCAAACACUCAGCUUCUUGGAGCUUACAGCCAGUUGGAUUGGAGAGUUCCGCCUUUGGUGCUUGUUAUAAAGAAAUGGGCUCAAGUUUGCAAAAUAAACAAUGCUAAAGAGAUGACACUUUCCAGUUAUUCUCUUGUAUUGAUGGUUAUUCAUUAUUUGCAAUGUGGAUGUGAGCCUCCAGUAUUGCCAUGUUUGCAGAAAAUGCAUCCUAGGCGGUAUGAAUCUGGAGAUUACUGGAAAUGGGUGGUUCCAUCUAGAGGUGACAUUAGCUUCCAUUCAAAAAAUACACAGUCAUUAGGCAGUCUACUGUAUGGUUUCUUCGAUUAUUAUACGAAUGUAUUUGACUUUUCGAAAGAUGUCAUUUCUGUCCGUUUGGGCUGUAAGCUGCCGAAACAAGUCGCGAUGAAUUUUAAAUCUGCUAAGAAUAAAAGAGGCCAUUGGAAGUUCAUUUGUAUUGAAGAGCCAUUCAAUAGGACCAAUACUGCUUGUGCUGUGUAUGAUCAAGAUUCGUUUAACAGAAUCAUGAGUGCUUUCAAAAAUACUUGGUUGCAUUUAAGUGAUAAGAAAGACCUAUCAGCUGUCCUGAUUUUGUAGACCUAUGUACAGAUGAAUUAUAGCAUUUAAGUUUUUAUUUCUUCUCUUCAGAAAAAUACCAAGCAUUGAACUGCUUCAUAUAUUGAGUUUUCCUCUAUUUUUUCAAGUGUUUUGUUCUGAAGUACUUUAAUAAUGAAAGUUAUAUUUAUGUAUCUUGUAAAUUAUUCAGCAUGUAUAUUAAGAGUGCAAGUAAUUUAUUUUAUGAAAGAUUGAGAAGUGGUAUUAAUGUUGAAAUUAAAUGUUGAAAUUAAUUCAAAAAUGUUUAUCAGCUUAAUACCAAAUGAAUGAAAAUAAUUUUUUACAGCCCACUUGGAUAUUUUUAAUCUCAUGAGUUGUACAUGAGUAUAAACAAAUCAAAAUAUUCUAUGCAUUCAUGCUUCCUGACUUGUAUAUAUCUUGUGAUCAGUGAUAAAAAUGUAUAACUUUAUACUGUUUGUAUAUUUUAUUGUAAGUAGUUUAGCAAUAAAGAAAUAUGAUUUAAUAAAUAGAUUGUCCAUAUCCAAA
This is a messenger RNA of Stegodyphus dumicola, 2325 nucleotides long. Its product is annotated as poly(A) RNA polymerase GLD2-like. NCBI's taxonomy places the organism in Eukaryota, Metazoa, Arthropoda, Arachnida, Araneae, Eresidae. Gene Ontology annotation, molecular function: poly(A) RNA polymerase activity. The record is from RefSeq and is a predicted model, not a curated record. Gene Ontology annotation, biological process: RNA 3'-end processing.